AUGGCUUGGAAAUUCAUGCUACUCUUUAUCCUUGCAAGAUGUGCAAUUGCGGAAUUUCCUGAUUGCAAACAGGGUCCUUUGGCGAGCACUCAGGUCUGCGAUACCGAAGCAGAUCCUCUCGACCGCGCCAAAGCAUUGGUCAGUCUUUUGACUCUCGACGAGAAGCUCCGAAAUACUGGCAACUUCAAUCCAGCUGUUCCUAGGUUAGGGCUGCCAUCAUACGACUGGCUUGCAGAGGCUUUGCAUGGGCUGGCUGUGUGUCCCGGCGUCAACUUCUCAGAUGCGGGCGAAUUCAGCCAUAGCACAUCCUUCCCGAUGCCCAUCAACCUCGGAGCUACAUUUGAUGAUGUUCUCGUUGAGCAGGUUGCGACGGUAAUUAGUACCGAGGCUCGUGCGUUCAACAAUGCUAAUCGUACGGGAUUGGACUUCUGGUCACCAAACAUCAACCCCUUCAAGGACCCCAGAUGGGGUCGUGGAGCCGAGGUCCCCAGCGAAGAUGCUUACCACAUAUCGUCCUAUGUCGGCGCUUUUAUCAAGGGCCUCGAGGGUGAGCCCACAGACAAGCAUAAACGUAUCGCGGCUACCUGCAAGCAUUUCGCCGGCUACGAUUUGGAAGACUGGCAUGGCAAUUACCGGUUUCAGUUUGAUGCUGAGAUUUCUGUGCAAGACCUUGCCGAAUACUAUGCGCUCCCAUUUCGCACCUGCGUCCGCGAUGCCAAAGCCGCUGGUGUCAUGUGCACUUACAACGCCGUGAAUGGAGUGCCGACUUGCGCUGACCCCUAUCUCCUCCAAACUAUCCUAAGAGAUCACUGGGGUUGGAUUGAUCAACAGCAGUGGGUUGUCACGGAUUGCGACUCGAUUCAGAACAUCUACUAUCCCCACGAAUACACGAAUACGCGAGAGGAAGCCGUGGCCGCGGCUUUGAAUGCUGGCACUGAUAUCGACUGCGGUGAAUACUUUCCUGACUACUUGGGGAGCGCCCUGUCGCAGGGAUUAAUCAAUGAAGACACUCUCGACCAAGCCCUCAUCCGCCGAUACUCAACGCUCGUCCGUGUGGGAUACUUUGAUCCACCAGAAGGACAGGCAUAUCGAGCGUUGUCAUGGAAGGAUGUAGACACCCCCAACGCCCGCGAGCUUGCCUACAAGGCAGCUGCAGAGUCCAUUGUUCUUCUUAAGAAUGAUGGGCUCUUACCCCUUGACAAGAAGACUGUCAAGUCGGUGGCGAUCCUCGGCGACUGGGCGAAUGCCACGACACAAUUGCAAGGCGCCUACUUUGGCCCGGGCCCAUAUCUCAAGACUCCUUUGUGGGCAGCUCAGCAGCUGGGACUCCAUGUCAACUACGGGGUAGGAGUUCAUUCACCCAUCAACUGGCUCACGGACCACUGGCUUCACGCAAAGGAGGUGGCAGAGAAGUCCGAUAUUGUUAUCUUCAUUGGAGGUAUCGACGAAACGAUUGAGUUUGAGGGCAGAGACCGCACUCGGAUUGCCUGGGGAGGCCAUCAGCUGGAUAUGAUUGAAAAGCUCUCGUCUCUCGGCAAGCCAAUGAUUGUGUACCAGAUGGGCGGCGGGCAGCUUGAUUCCAGUCCCAUUGUCAAGAACAGGAACAUCAACGCACUGUUAUGGGGAGGAUAUCCUGGACAAGAAGGAGGCUCUGCACUGAUGGAUGUGCUCUUCGGACUUGUUGCCCCUGCCGGACGCCUCCCCACCACUCAGUAUCAUUCCGACUAUAUCAGCCGGGUGGCCAUGACGGAUAUGAGCCUGCGGCCUCACGCAAACAGCCCUGGCCGAACAUACCGAUGGUACGAUGGUACUCCAGUCUUUGAGUUUGGUAGCGGAAAGCACUACACGACCUUUACUGCGCAAAUCAUCAGGGACAACGCAGAGAGCCAGAGGACUGUCUUUGAGACUACCGCGUUGGUGAAAGGAUGCGACCGAUCCCUCUACAAGUACCUUGAUCUCUGCCCUUUCAAAACAUUCAAGGUCGAGGUCUACAACGAGGGUUCGACAAAGUCUGAUUAUGUAACUCUGGGAUUCCUUUCCGGGAGCUACGGUCCUGAACCAAGACCCAAGAAGACACUUGCCAGCUAUCAGCGUCUUCAUGAUAUUGAGUCCGGUCUGGCGGGAACAGCGCAGCUUAAUCUAACUCUGGGCUCGAUCUCUCGCUUUGAUAGCCAAGGAAAUACGGUCAUCUACCCCGGAAGUUACUCAUUACAAAUUGAUGUUGACCCCCUGGCUUGGACCAACUUCACCCUUACAGGAGAACCUGUUGUGCUGGAUGAGUGGCCCCAGCCUCCACCACGUCCCGAGAGUAGGAAGUCGGGGUACUUCUCUGACGAUUACCAGGGUAGUCCUGAUAAACAGGUUCUCGCCUCUACGAGCUCUGGUCAGCUAUGGCAUCACGAGAAGGAACUUUAA
Molecule: messenger RNA, 2415 nt
Organism: Clonostachys byssicola
Lineage: Eukaryota; Fungi; Ascomycota; Sordariomycetes; Hypocreales; Bionectriaceae
Source: the annotation of a GenBank genome assembly